AUUGUGUAUCGCCGGUUGUCGUUUGAGCAUCAUUAUUAGGGUCUUUUUUAUAAGACAGUUGUGCUUCGUUUGAUUUUUGGGUUAUUCAUCGUUUGCGCAUCAAUAUCAUUUAACAAUUGGACUGAAAAAAGCUGUGUGCCCAAAAGCGCAAAUGGUUUUCUAACUUUAAUCUUAAAAUUUGCUUAUCUCUAAAUUUACAGUCAGAUGAGACAUGUUAAAAUUAAAGAUUAAAGAUAUUUCUAGUGGUAUCCAUCAUUUACAACGGGCUCCUGAACGUCAAAAAUUAGACUACAUUCAAAGACAUUAACUUACUCAUAUGUUUAACUCACACUUCACUAUGGCCAGACCAUCAGAAAUCAUGGUGUUUCUACUUCUAGUGAUUUUAGUAGCGCCAUCUUUAGCUGCAAAUAUACUGUAUCCAGCGGAAAGUGAGAGUCGUGAAGUUCGUACUCUACAUGGCCUAUGGAACUUCAAAAUAUCUCCACCAUCAAACCAACUGAUCGGGUUUGAUGAAAAAUGGUACACAAUGAGAUUUGAAACACUUGGUGAUUAUUGGAAAAUGCCCGUUCCAUCUAGUUACAAUGAUAUUUCUACAAAUGCAACCAUACGAGAUUACGUCGGUUGGUCAUGGUAUCAAUACGAGUUUUAUGUACCUAAAAGAUGGACUGUUGAUCAACUGAAUGUAUUUUUACGUUUUGGAAGUGUACAUUUCAAAUCAAACGUGUGGUUAAACGGUCAAUUAUGUGUAGAACAUGAAGGCGGCCACUUACCAUUUAUAGGCGAUGCUACUAAUUUUCUUAAAUAUGGUGAACCUAAUCUAAUUGUAGUUGCUGUAAAUAAUACACUGACACCAGAUACUAUACCACAAGGAUUUACAACAUACCCGAACAACACAUACAAAUAUCCAAACAAUUAUAGAAAAUAUUCUCAUGACUUUGAUUAUUUUGAUUAUUCUGGUAUAAACAGAGCUGUCCAUUUAUAUACAACGCCUAAAGUUUACGUUUGUGAUAUCACUAUAUAUACAAGUUUUGGAAAUAAUUUAGAAGGAGUUGUUGACUACAAGGUCGAUAUUUGUGGAAAUAAUGUUUCUGAAUGUAAUAUUAAACUUUUGGAUGCUAAUCGAAAUACAGUAGUUAAAUCGAACACGUGUUCUGGACAGUUAAUAAUACCAAAUGUAAUACCUUGGUGGCCAAUUAUGUCUGGUAAAAAACACAUUGCAUACCUAUAUACUUUUCAGGUGAAGACCAAUAAUGUAAAUAGUGAUUAUUAUCGUUUGAAAAUCGGUGUUAGAACACUUCAAUGGACAUCCAAAGAAUUAUUGCUAAAUAAUGAACCGAUUUAUUUAAGAGGAUUUGGAAAACACGAAGAUUCUAUAAUACGGGGAAGAGGUUAUGAUGAUGCAUUAAGUGCCAGAGACUAUUAUUUAAUAAAAUGGUUAGGUGCUAAUUCUUUUCGUACAUCACACUACCCUUAUGCAGAAGAAACAUUACAACAAGCCGAUUCAGAAGGUAUAUUAGUAAUUGUGGAAAGUGCUGCGUGCAGCUUAGGGAUAUUUGGGCCAAAGUUAUUGAAAUUCCAUAAAGGCGUAAUGACAGAAAACAUAAAUCGUGAUAAAAAUCAUCCGAGUGUUAUUAUGUGGUCACUGGCUAAUGAACCACAAAACAAUUUAAACUCAUCUGUACCGUAUUUUCAAGAACUUUACAAACAUGUACGGAAUAUCGAUCCAUCAAGACCAAUAACUUUUGUCAAUAGUCAACCAAUUCAAAAUGCUAAAGCGAUCGAGUACAUGGAUAUUCUUACAUUAAACCGAUACAACAGCUGGUAUAGUGAUUCAGGUCAUUUAGAGCUUAUUCAAUAUCAAACAUACAAUGAACUUAAAGCAUUUACAAAUAAAUACAAUAAACCUAUACUAUUCACCGAGUAUGGUGCCGGAUCACUUGCUGGGUUACAUUCGCUGCCAGAAACAAUGUGGAGUGAAGAUUAUCAUGUUACUCUGCUUCAAGAAAAUUUUAAAACUUUUGAUUCUUUAAUAGCUAAUGGAAUUCCAAUCCUAGGAGAGAUGAUAUGGAAUUUUGCAGAUUUUAAAACACCACAAGAGUAUAUAAGACCGGGGUUGUGUGUAAAAGGAUUAUUUACCAGAGAACGACAACCGAAGAUGGCUGCAUACGUAGUAAAAGAACGUUUUAAUAAAUUUAAAACCAAUUCUGCAUGGCAGAAUCAAUCUUUAAAUUGUGGAUAAAUUGCUUACAGACACAUAAUGUAACUAUAAAACGAGUAUAAUAAUAUUAUAUUAUGUUGUAUCAUUUUUUUUCUCUAAAAUAUAAUGUAUUGUAUAAUAGUUAAUUAGAUAAGCUAGUUAAUACUUACGUAUUUAUAUAUUGUACACAACUAUCAAUCUAUCAUGCAUUUA
Messenger RNA from Rhopalosiphum maidis (corn leaf aphid), 2410 nucleotides. RefSeq names its product beta-glucuronidase-like. The transcript is spliced from 13 exons. Gene Ontology annotation, molecular function: carbohydrate binding; beta-glucuronidase activity. The coding region runs from base 317 to 2239 and encodes 640 amino acids. Lineage: Eukaryota; Metazoa; Arthropoda; Insecta; Hemiptera; Aphididae. Gene Ontology annotation, biological process: glucuronoside catabolic process; carbohydrate metabolic process. The record is from RefSeq and is a predicted model, not a curated record.